Molecule: messenger RNA, 3042 nt
Organism: Ictalurus furcatus (blue catfish)
Lineage: Eukaryota; Metazoa; Chordata; Actinopteri; Siluriformes; Ictaluridae
Product: protein lifeguard 3
Exons: 12
Coding region: 592-1506 (304 amino acids)
Biological process (GO): negative regulation of apoptotic signaling pathway
Cellular component (GO): Golgi apparatus; membrane; endoplasmic reticulum
Source: RefSeq, a predicted model, not a curated record
UAAUCAAAUAUUUACAAAAAUGUGAGGGGUGUACUCACUUUUGUGAGAUACUGUAUAUACAUCUUAACUCAAUUAGAAAGACACAAACUAUUUUAAUGAAACUUCCAAAAAUGUAAUAAUCCGUUAAAUUCUAAGAAAUACAAGCGCGAAUGUGACAGGCUGAAUCCUAAAUGUGUUGAGCUUGGAUAUGUAGUACACUGUAUAGGGUGUAAAGGGUCAUGAUUCACACCCUAAGUAGUGUACAUGUGUAGAGAAGAGGUCGCCGUUUAAAACCGUUAUAGUCUCCAUGGCAACUAUUUUAAAGUACUAACGGUAGCAGCUAAUUAAAAACGGACGGAUAGAUACACUCACCGUCCACUUUAUUAGAAACACCUGUACACCUACUCACUUAUGCAGUCAUCCAAUCAGCCAAUCAUGUAGCAGCAGCAGCACAAUACAUAAACCCAUGCAGAUACAGUUCCAGAGCUUCAGCUAAUGUUCACAUCAAACAUCAGAAUCAAGAAAAAGUCUGAUCUCUGUGACUUUAACCGUGGCGUGGACCUAGUGGUCUUUUUAUUGGUGUGAUAAAGCAGAAGCAUCAUUAUCAUCACCAUGUUUAAGUCUGAUGUCCCUCCGACUUAUGAAGAGUCCCGACAUCAUCAACAACAGCAUUACAGCGCUCAGCCACAGGGGGGGAAUUAUCCUUUCACACCCUACACCUUUCCCACUCCAGUGUGGCAUGGAGCAGGAGCACCACCACCGGGAAUACCACCUGUUGUUCCCACCUACAUGUCCUCAGGAACAAUUCCGUCCAACCCAGGCAACAUGGAGGCCUAUGACCAAAGUGCAUUGUGGGAAAAUAAAAGUAUCCGACACGCAUUCAUCAGAAAGGUUUAUCUUAUUUUGGCGGCCCAGCUGUUAUUCACAGCCACGAUCGUAGCCGUGUUCACGUUUGUUGAUCCAGUGCGUCUGUUCGUCAUCCAGUAUCCUGUGAUUUACUGGGUGUCGCUCGGUGUUUUUUUCGUCACUUACCUCGUGCUGGUGUGCUGCGAAAAAGCGAGGAGACGGUUCCCUCUGAAUUUGGUCCUUCUGUUCAUAUUCACUCUCGCCAUGUCCUACAUGGCAGGAACGAUUUCAAGUUAUUACGAGACGAAGGCCGUGUUCUUGGCUGUGGGAAUAACGGCGCUGGUGUGUAUCGUGGUCACAGUCUUCAGUUUCCAGACCAAAGUGGACUUCACCUCCUGUACCGGUUUGUUCUGUGUUCUGGCCAUCGUGCUUUUUAUCACCGGCAUCAUCACAACCAUCGUUCUCUCCUUUCAUUAUAUUCCGUGGCUGCACAUGCUGUACGCUGCUCUCGGGGCCAUCGUUUACACCCUGUUCCUGGCCUACGACACUCAGCUGCUGUUAGGGAACCGAGCUCACAGCCUGAGUCCGGAGGAGUACGUGUUCGGAGCUCUGUCCCUCUACACCGACAUCAUCCAGAUCUUCCUCUUCCUUCUGCAGAUCACCGGGAGCAGCACAGACUGAAACACACACUCACUCACUCACUCACUCACUCACUCACUCACUCACUCACUCUCUCUCUCUCUCUCUCUCUCUCUGUGUGUGCGUGUGUGUCAGUUGUAUUCAUUCACACAAGGUCUGUGUCCUUCUGACUCUCACACUGCAGUAAAUCACACCACAGGUCAUAAAUUAAUACAUUUGCAUUGACUCCGCCCAUGAUUUCAUUCUUCUGGGUUGAAAUGUCACAAACUACACGUGAUCCUCAGAACCUGUUAUUAAAUUUUUCUAAGCUGUUAAUAAUGUUUUUACACUCACACACCUUUACUAAGUCAGAGUGUUAAUGUUCUGUGUUAAUGUUUUUCACUUCAGACAGUUUCUAUUUUCAUAAUAUAAAAAUAAAACCGAUGUAUAAAAGCGAAUCUGCAUCAGUAAUCAGUGUGUGUGCCUCGUGUUCGCUCUCAACCGUGCAUUUAUUCGUUAUUAUUAUUAUUAUCAUUAUAUCCAGUCUGUACAGGAUUUCAUGCAGUUGAAUUUUGCUGCAAUGUUUUUCUAAAUUCACAAUGCAACUUGCAGAGUUUUGUGUGUGUGUGUAAUAGUGACUGAGUUGAGACACACAAAGAGAAGCAGAGCUGGUCUCGUCAGUCAUCCGAUCUACACAGAACAGAUGAGAUCAGACUCUUCAGUACAGAGAGGACGAUCUCAUUAACGUCUGAGUGAAGCUCUGUGUGGACCUGUAGGAGAGAAGUUCACUACCGACCUGUUCUCUCUCUCUCUCUGUCUCUCUCUCUCUCUCUCUCUCUCUCUCUCAUAUAUAUAUAUAUAUAUAUAUAUUCUUUUUAAAAAAGUUUCUCUCCUUCAUUAGGUUGUAUUUUAUUGGCCAAGCACCUGAGUGGAUUUGGAUGUUAUGUAAAAUCAGAACGCUUCCACCAUUGUGUAUGAAGUUCUAAUGUACACCACUCCAGCACUAUAGCACCACCUACAGGCCAAAUAUGGAAAUAUGUUUACAAUAAUAACAAUACAACAUCGUAGAAAGGCGAUUCCUCGAUUCCCAUGAUUCUUCUGGUCAAGCAGAGUUUAAAGUAGUUUCUGCAAAUUGGAUUUCCCACCACUGUGAGUUUAAAAAAAAAAAUUUGUCCAAUCAUCAGCAAAGUUGGAUCACUGCAUCGUGAGGCCAAUCACACAAAACGAACGUGACAGUGAAGUCCCCGAACAGGGCGUGAAGGUGUCUCAACAACAGUGUGGUUUAUUCAGACCAAGCUUUAUAGUGACUAAGUGACGUGAAGUUUUGUCCAAAUUCACCUCUAGAGGGAGCUAUACUCCACACAGCUAUACUCCACACACACAAAAUUUUUCCUCUCUUCAUUGUUUUUCUUUCUUUACAAGCUUUUACAAGCUUUAUUUAUCUAUCGGUCUAUCCACCUAUCAGUCCAUCCAUCAAGCCAUCCAUCCUCUUUUUUGUUCCUUACCUUCAUUCUUUUUUUCACUGCUGCACGUGAGCAGUUGUGAUUCUUCAUCAUCUUUCUUCUUUCCUCUUUCACUCUUUUUGUUUCACUCCCUUGU